CGCAAUAUAAAAGCAUCGAACAUACACAUAAGGACUGGCAUUGAGGAGCUGAGCAGAGAGGCAGCUGGACUUCAAUUAGGCUCAUUGAAACCAAGAAACUGCUAUCAUGGCGGGGAAGCCCAAGCUUCACUACUUCGAUGGACGAGGCAGGGCAGAGGUUAUCCGGUGGCUUCUGGCUUCAGCUGGAGUGGAGUUCGAAGAGAAAUUUGUAGAUACUCUAGAAGAUUUGGAAAAGUUAAGAAAUGAUGGGAGUUUGAUGUUCCAGCAAGUGCCAAUGAUUGAAAUUGAUGGCAUGAAGUUGGUCCAGACCAGAGCCAUUCUCAACUAUAUCGCUACCAAAUAUGAUCUCUGUGGGAAAGACAUAAAAGAGAGAGCUGCAGUUGAUAUGUACACAGAAGGUAUAGCAGAUAUAGGUGAAAUGAUCAUGCUUUUGCCAAUAUGCCCACCUGAUGAAAAAGAUGCUAAGAUGGCCUUGAUCAAAGAAAGAGUAAGCAACCAUUAUCUUCCUGCAUUUGAAAAAGUGUUGAAGAGCCAUGGACAAGACUACCUUGUGGGCAACAAGCUGAGCAGGGCUGACAUCCAGCUGGUUGAACUUCUCUACUACGUGGAAGAGCUGGACCCCAGCCUGCUGGCCAACUUCCCUCUGCUGAAGGCCCUGAAAACCAGAGUCAGCAACCUCCCCACCGUGAAGAAGUUUCUGCAGCCUGGCAGCCAGAGGAAGCCUCCCACUGAUGAGGAAAGUUUAGAAAAAGCAAGGAGGAUUUUCAAGUUUAAAUAAAGCAGGCAGAGCCACUCUGGUUUACACAGGACCCAUCUUCUGAAAUUUUCUGACAAUGAAGUGUUUUACCUAAAUGUUGAUCCUGGGUGUUGUGGGACCAAGAAACUAUUUUGAAGUUUCCAUGGUCAUUGAAUAGUAAAACUCCUAGGGGCAGAUUUAGUUGCAAUUUACUCCUUUUCAUUGGAAUCAAAUUUUUUAAAAAUCAGAUUUUCCAUCUCCUUCUAGCCUGUCUCUCUUUUUGGAAUUAAAAAUUAAGUAAUAAAUGGAAAUGUUGAUUA
Sus scrofa (pig) is the source of this 1056-nucleotide messenger RNA. Its product is annotated as glutathione S-transferase A1. Gene Ontology annotation, molecular function: glutathione transferase activity. Gene Ontology annotation, cellular component: extracellular exosome; cytosol. Gene Ontology annotation, biological process: xenobiotic metabolic process; glutathione metabolic process. The record is from RefSeq and is a predicted model, not a curated record. NCBI's taxonomy places the organism in Eukaryota, Metazoa, Chordata, Mammalia, Artiodactyla, Suidae.